This is a messenger RNA of Gossypium raimondii (Peruvian cotton), 519 nucleotides long. RefSeq lists its product as uncharacterized. Gene Ontology annotation, molecular function: nucleic acid binding; zinc ion binding. The transcript has a single exon. Bases 1 to 519 code for a protein of 172 amino acids. The record is from RefSeq and is a predicted model, not a curated record. NCBI's taxonomy places the organism in Eukaryota, Viridiplantae, Streptophyta, Magnoliopsida, Malvales, Malvaceae.
AUGGAAGCCCGAACCUUGAGUAAAAGAUUUAUGGGAAAGUCACAACCGUCGGAUGCAAAAAAAUCAAAGAAAUAUCACGAUCGUUCUACCACAUAUGUGGGGUAUUCUAGAAGAGAUCGAAGUGCUCAACAUCCUAAUCCGAGAUCUCCGAUCCCAUCAGUAGCAAGUGCAGGAAGUGAUAGAAACCCCAAACCCAGAUGCAAACAUUGUAAUAAAUUUCAUUUUGGUGAAUGCCGCAUGCGAAGUGGAGCGUGUUUUAGAUGUAGUUCUCUUGAUCACUAUAUCAAAGACUGCCCGAAAAGACUUGAAAAAGAUACUAUUCAGACUUCAAGGUCGAGUAACCCCACCUUGAAAGGUAGACCACCCCGUAACCCCGGUAAUAUGAGUGAUAACCGAGGUAAAGGAAAAGUUUCAACUACCAAAUCUAAUGCACGAGCACCAGCAAGAACAUAUGCUAUUCGUGCUAGAGAGGAUGCCUCUACAUCAGACGUCAUUGCUGAUACUUUUUCUCCUUUUUAA